AUGCCAAUGUUUACCACUUUUCAAUGCACAUUUGUGCGCUUCUGGCUGCCAUUGCUUCUUGCAUUCAGCUUCUUCUGUUAUGCAAAUCCUGCUGCUGUACCAACUUCUAUUUCAGAGAAUGAGGCAAACACACAUGAUGACGAGCUUAAUAAGGAGUUGAGAAGGAUCCGAGUGGAUGACCAUAACAGAGAAGCGAAAUUCAUAGCAUUUUACUCACCAGAAUUCAAGAAGCCAUUUUUCAAGAAACCACUUCCACUUAUUAAUCACAUCCCAAACUCUUUUCCUAUUUGGAAAAAUCCCUUGCCCAUUCCAACACCUAAAAACCCUUUACCUUUUCCUGUGUUUAAUAAACCAUUACAUAAACCAGUUCCAAUUGUUAAGCUUAUACCAAAACCAUUUCCACUACUGAAACAUCCUCUACCUGCUAGUCCAUUGUUGAAGAAACCUAUACCGAAGUCCACACCAAUUGUUAAGCCCAUACCAAAGUCACCACCAAUAACCAAAAAACCUCUACCAGUUCCAGUGUUGAAGAAACCAGUACCAAAAUCAAUUCCAAUUGUUAGAUCAGCACCAAAACCAGUCUCAAAAGAGAAAAAGCCUUGUCCUGAACCAGUGUUUAAACAGCCCAUACUAAAGCCAACUCCAACUGUUAAGCCAAUACCAAAACCAUUUUUCAUAAGGAAAAAGCCUUUACCUAUUCCAGAGUUUAAGAAACCUACACAAACACCACAAAAUCCAUUUCUUAAGAAGCCAUUUCCUAUCCCAGAAAAACCCUUCUUCCUUCCAAUAGUUCCUAAUCUAAAGCCAAAACCCUUCUUCCUUCCAAUAGUUCCUAAUCUAAAGCCAAAUCCCUUCUUCAAAAACCAUAUCCCUAAACUACCACAGUUUCCCUACAAAUUCAAGCAUCCACUUUUCCCACCUCUUCCAACUCAGAAGCAAAUGACUACUCCAUAAACUCAGAAGACCAAUUCAAGUUGCUCUAUAAUUAUAUU
Molecule: messenger RNA, 992 nt
Organism: Lotus japonicus
Lineage: Eukaryota; Viridiplantae; Streptophyta; Magnoliopsida; Fabales; Fabaceae
Product: proline-rich protein 4-like
Exons: 2
Coding region: 1-954 (317 amino acids)
Source: RefSeq, a predicted model, not a curated record